Messenger RNA from Morchella sextelata, 756 nucleotides. RefSeq lists its product as uncharacterized. The coding region runs from base 1 to 756 and encodes 251 amino acids. The transcript has 4 exons. Lineage: Eukaryota; Fungi; Ascomycota; Pezizomycetes; Pezizales; Morchellaceae. The record is from RefSeq and is a predicted model, not a curated record.
AUGGGGUUUCCUACGAUGAAAUACCAACUUCUCGUUUACAUUUUGUUUUACCAACUGCUUGUGCUCUAUGUCUCCGCAAUUCCACGCCCGCAAGGCCUCGAAACAAUAUUAACACUCGAAACCGCAAGCCCGACCGAUAAUGGCUCGGCCGUUGAAAAUACCACGCGGGACCCAACAGCAUCUGAAACAUUAUCACUCGAGCCUGAGGUCUCAAGCUCACUAGUCGUUACAACCAUUGGCGACUUAACUACACUCAGAACAUCAUCAAUAGGGCUCCAGAUCGAUAUCUCGGGCUCGGUUAGUACUGUGAAUGCCUCGCUCUUUAUAUCAUCAAUCGUUGCGGAGCCGGAGACCUCUUCAUUCUCCGGCAGGAUUGGCGACGACAGUACCUCAACGAAAUUCUACUCUAUAGACACAACACCUCCACCCCCACCACCACCUCCACCGACACCACCACCACCACCAAUUACUGACAUCGCUACAAUCACAUUCACAACCACAGCUACAGCCUCAUCUCACGCCCCAACAAACACCGAAGAGCCACUCCGCUACCGAGGGAUCUUUGGUCUGUCCCUGUGGGCAAAGAUCGUGAUACCCCUUGCACUGGCGAGCGCGCUGGGAUUCGGCAUCUUCCUGUGCGUGGCGCAUAGAAAGAAUAUGAGGCAUAAAAAAGCACUGACGAUCGCGUCGGGGGAAAGUACGCCCGUGAAGACUGUUAUGCGGGAGGUGAGGGUGGAGAGGCGGUUGACGCUGUGA